AUGAUGGAAUUAGAUGUGUUAAGCGCCGAUAUAUCGAAGGCAUACGAUGAUUUACGAACCAUUGAGGAAUCGAUCAUUUCAUUAUCGGGAAAGGAAAGGUAUGUUAUUCCUAGUAUUUUUGAUUUAAGGUUUGGUGCAAACAGAAGACGUAUUCAGGAUUCUGGUAAUCGUCCUAGUAAUUAUGGAUUUGAAAGACGUGAUACACGCACAGUAAGCUUGGAUUCUUCCGGACCGAAUAAACGCCGUUUAGUUAUAUCUGCUGAGAAUGAUUUAUACGAGGGUUCGGAUAAGCGGGCACGAUAUGAUGACAGAGAAGAUGAGGCUGUGCGACGUACUGUACAGUCAUCAGUUGUUAUGCCUGCUAUUGAAACAAAGUCGCGUAAAGCUGCUAUAUCGGAGCUGAAAGGAGCAGAAAAAAAGGAAGUUAAUGUCAGGAAUCGUCGAAUGUUUUCUAAUUUAUUGCUUGGAACACUGCAACGUUUUCAGAUGGAGGAAAAAAAAAUAUUAUCAGUAGAAAAAGUUCAGGCUGAAAAGCAAAAGGAAGUUGAAAGGCGUUUGCGCGAAUCGGAAGAAGAAGAGCGCGAACGAUUAGCUCGAGAAAAAGCUGCCUUGCUUGGAAAACGACGUGAAAAAGAACGUUUGAUCAAAUCAUUGCAACGAAGAAAAGCGAUUAUACAAUAUGCAGAACAAAAGCAGGAGCAUUAUCGCAAAUUGCAAAAUUUUAUUCAAACUCAGGCGAAGCCGCCGGUAUUCUAUUUGCCCGCAAAACAUACAUUACGAACUCUCGAACUGUUGAAAAUAUCUUCAAAGAAAAUCGAUGAACUUAUUGAGCAUCGUCGGCAACAAAUGGAGACUGAUCUGAAAACACCAGAAGAGAAGCAGGUGGAUGAGGGGGAUUCUGAUGGGGAGCGCUCUGAAACUUCAGCAGCUAUACGCUCUAAUGCAAAAGUGAAUGCAGCAAAUACAAAUAAGCCUUCAGUUAGUGAAAUUGAUAGCAAAAAGUUGGGUGGCGAACAAGUUAAGGAAAGAGAAGUGGUGGAGGGAGUAUCUAUGGAAUCUUCAUUGCGGGACUUCGGAGAGGAAGAGUGUGUGAAUGGCGACGAAAGAAAAGGACCGAAGCAGCUGGAUGAAGACGAACAAGAAACAGGUAAGGAUAAUAGUCGUAGUGACAGUGAGCCACCAGGGGAUGAGGCUGAAAUUGAUCAGGAUGGUGACUCUCAUGUUGCAUUCGUUGACGAAGAUGAUUAG
Molecule: messenger RNA, 1248 nt
Organism: Acanthocheilonema viteae
Lineage: Eukaryota; Metazoa; Nematoda; Chromadorea; Rhabditida; Onchocercidae
Source: the annotation of a GenBank genome assembly